UUGUUCUGGUACAAUAUGAUCAGCUCCAAGGUCACACCUGGUGUCAUUGCUGGCCACUCAGAACCCUUGACUGCAUCCGUAGGCAAAAGGGACACCGUGCAGUGUUUCUCCUGUGGUGGAUGCUUGGGAAACUGGGAAGAAGGAGACGAUCCUUGGAAGGAGCAUGCCAAGUGGUUCCCCAAGUGUGAAUUUCUUCAAAGUAAGAAGUCCUCAGAGGAAAUUGCCCAGUAUAUUAAAAGCUACGAGGGAUUUGUGCAUGUAACGGGAGAACAUUUUGUGAAUUCCUGGGUCGGAAGAGAAUUACCUAUGGUGUCAGCCUACAGCAAUGACAGCGUCUUCGCUCAUGAGGAACUAAGGCGGGACACUUUUAAGGACUGGCCCCAUGAAUCACCUGGGGCUGUUGAGGCUAUGGUCAGAGCAGGCCUUUUCUACACAGUGAAACACAGCCAGCAGCAGUAA
This is a messenger RNA of Phodopus roborovskii (desert hamster), 459 nucleotides long. RefSeq names its product baculoviral IAP repeat-containing protein 1b-like. Gene Ontology annotation, cellular component: IPAF inflammasome complex. The transcript has 5 exons. The coding region runs from base 16 to 459 and encodes 147 amino acids. Lineage: Eukaryota; Metazoa; Chordata; Mammalia; Rodentia; Cricetidae. The record is from RefSeq and is a predicted model, not a curated record. Gene Ontology annotation, biological process: defense response to bacterium; detection of bacterium; pyroptotic inflammatory response. Gene Ontology annotation, molecular function: cysteine-type endopeptidase inhibitor activity involved in apoptotic process; ATP binding.